CAUUCCAUCGUCCAUCAUCCCUUCUCCUCCUCUCCUCUCAUUCCCAUUUUUUAUUUUAUUUUGUUAAUUGCUGUCGCUGUGGGAACACAAUUUGCUCCUUUAUCCAGCUCUCAAUCCACACACGAUCGGGGCUUCAGUCCGUAUGCCUACUCGCCCUCAUCCUGUGAACAUUUCCCUUCAUAGUUUGACCAACCAUCCCCUAGGAGGCCACGACAUUCAGCAUGACUCUUGAACGCUCCAUCAUUCCGAUUCAUUAUAACUUGAAGAUUGUGCCUUGUCCCGUCGACUUUACAUUCCUUGGCGAAUGCUCGAUCGAGAUUUGUAUUGCCGAGCCAGCAUAUGGUAUCACCUUAAACGCAAAAGAGCUUAACAUCCAGACAGCAACUGCUAGAGACCAACUGGGGUACAGCGUCACUGCAACGAGCGUGAGUUAUAAUGUCGAAGAAGAAGCCAUCACCCUCGAGUUCCCAGAGAUCCUGCAUGUCAGCACAUCCUGGAUCCUGGAUGUUACCUAUAUUGGUCUCGUCAACGACAAACUGAUCGGGUUCUAUCGAUCCGUAUACACCGAUACCGACCACAAUGUGCAUCAACUGACAACGACGCAGUUCCAGUCCACACAUGCCCGAAGAGCAUUCCCGUGUUGGGACGAGCCCUCCAUCAAGGCCACCUUUACACUGACAUUGAUCGCUCCCCAGGGCAUGACCUGUCUCUCUAACAUGAGCGUGGAGUCGACAAGCAUGCUCGAGAACGGAAUGCAAGAGGUCACUUUCCUUAAGACGCCGAUCAUGGCUACUUAUCUACUGGCAUGGACAAUUGGUGAUUUUGAUUAUAUCGAAGCCUACACCUCUGGCGAAUUUAGUGGCGAGCAGGUACCCUGUCGCCUGUAUGCCCCAGUUGGUCUUGCGAGGCAUGGCCAAUACUCCUUGGAUCUAGCUGUCCAGUCAGUCGAAUACUUUUCGCGUUUAUUCAAUAUACCCUAUCCGCUGCCCAAACUGGACUUGGUCGCAGUGCCUGACUUUGCCCUCGGCGCCAUGGAAAACUGGGGGCUGAUCACUUUCCGAACAUAUGCAGUGCUGUUGGACGAAUAUGGGACGAAUGAUAGUAAGCGCGAGAUUGCUUCAACAGUUAUCCAUGAAAUUUCUCACCAGUGGUUCGGAAAUCUGGUGACAAUGGAUUGGUGGUCAGACCUAUGGCUUUUUGAAGGGUUUGCCACACAUCUGGCGUACAUUGUUAUCGACGAGCUGUUUCCGGGCUGGGACAUCUGGUCUGAGUUCGUAAAACGGAUCCAAGAGGUGCUGAAACACGACGCUCUGCGAACAUCGCAUCCUGUAGAAGUAGGUGUUGCCAAUCCAGGCGAGAUUACUCAAAUUUUCGACGAAGUCAGCUAUAUGAAGGGUGCAUCGGUCCUCAGGAUGUUGGGCGCAUGGUUAGGCCAGGACCAGUUGCUGAAGGGGAUCAGAAAGUUCAUGCUCAAGUAUAUGUGGGGGAACGCCAACACGGAGGACUUGUGGGUCACUAUGGCGGAGGAAUGCAAUGUUGAUGUACCGGGGUUCAUGCGCAAGUGGACAAGACAGACUGGGUACCCAGUGUUGUCGAUCACCGAGCUGGACGAGUCAACAAUAGUGGUCCGACAAAACCUUUUUCUCUCCACAGGCGAUGUCCACGAUGAAGAAGAUACUCUUCUUUGGCCUGUGCCUUUGGCGGUUGCUACUGCCAAUGACCCAACUCCUCGGAAUAUUAUGCUGAAUACCAAGGAAAUGAUCCUCAAAGUCGACACGACGAAAUGGUACAAGUUCAACAUGGGUCAGACGGGGUUCUAUCGUGUUGCAUACCCGCCCAAGACGCUGGAUCUCUUGGGACAGACAUUAGGAGCACGAAAAGGCCACGAGACCUUGGAUGCCGCAAAUAGGAUCGGGCUGUUAACAGACGCGGCAGCGCUAGUUGCGAGUGGCCAUACUCCAACGAGCAGCUUCCUGACCCUGUUGAAGUACUUUGAGGACGAGGAGGAUUAUAUGGUUUGGGCUGAGAUCUCAUACAGGCUCCAGGAGCUGUUCUCAGUCUGGCUAGAGCAGCCUGCGCGCAUCAUGAAUGCUCUUAAAGAGGUUCAGCGACGUCUCUUCACAAAGGUCGUGAAACGCUUGGGCUGGGACUAUCCUGAAGAGGAGGAUCCUGCCAUUGGAACAUUACGUGCCUUGGCUAUCCGUUAUGCGGGACGAGCAGGCGACCCAGAAAUUGUGGCCGAGGCCAGGAGACGGUUUAGAAUCUUCAUGAGCAACCGUGACAUGUCGGCAAUCCCUCCAGAUCUGCGCUUUCCUGUGUUUGAAAUCGUUCUCCGGACGACAACCGGUGUAGAAGAAUAUGAGGCAAUCGUGGACUAUUAUCGCGAGACAUACAUGCCCGGAGAGAAGGUGGUAGCGCUCACAGUGUUGGGCUAUGGCCACUCACCCGAGCUGAUCCACCGGACUCUCGCCUUCGCCAUGUCGCCCGAAGUUCGCACACAGGAUAUCCUUACUGCGAUUGCGACAUUGCGGUCGUCUGUGCUUGGACGAGCUGAGCUUUGGGGCUUUAUGAGGCGUAACUGGGAUGUGUUAUAUGAGCGCCAUUGCGACGACAUUCGAUUCCUAGAAUUCUUUGUCCUCUUGUGCAUAGGGUCAUUCUCAACCAUAGAGAGAUAUCGCGAGUGCCAAGAGUUCUUUGCCACGAAGGACAGGAGUCUGUACGAGAGGAUCCUGGCAACUUGUUUAGAGGAAAGGGAUCGGAAGGACGUGGAGCUUUGGUUGAGGAGCAACGGCUACUUGACGACUGGGCUUGAGGAGGAUCUGCACCUGCACCGAGAGCGAAAUGUUCUGCAACUGCAACAAUAUCAGCAACAACAUCAGCAUCAACACCAACAUGAACGCCAGCAACAGCAGGCGAUAUUGCCGCAAUGUCGCCAGAAAGUUGGCUUGGAUUUGGGUGCCACGGUGCACCAGAUGAGCGAAUUGAUGGUGCUCUCGGCAGCAACUGUUACUGUUGCGCCACGGACACUGGAGGGAGAAAUGGAGCUGCUGAGAGUUAACGGCGAAGAUGACUAUUGA
Molecule: messenger RNA, 3077 nt
Organism: Gamsiella multidivaricata
Lineage: Eukaryota; Fungi; Mortierellomycota; Mortierellomycetes; Mortierellales; Mortierellaceae
Product: lysine aminopeptidase ApsA
Exons: 14
Coding region: 222-3077 (951 amino acids)
Biological process (GO): peptide catabolic process; proteolysis
Cellular component (GO): cytoplasm
Molecular function (GO): metalloaminopeptidase activity; peptide binding; zinc ion binding
Source: RefSeq, a predicted model, not a curated record